Rhinichthys klamathensis goyatoka is the source of this 1224-nucleotide messenger RNA. RefSeq names its product IST1 factor associated with ESCRT-III (gene ist1). The transcript is spliced from 10 exons. The record is from RefSeq and is a predicted model, not a curated record. Lineage: Eukaryota; Metazoa; Chordata; Actinopteri; Cypriniformes; Leuciscidae. The coding region runs from base 152 to 1204 and encodes 350 amino acids. Gene Ontology annotation, biological process: protein transport.
AGCGUUUUCCACUGCCGACCACGUGACGUGUAGCGUCAUGAAUGUAGUCACGUCCAAUGCGGAAGUGAAUGAUAAUCGAGCAUUCGCCCAACGAUUCUAACGAAACCGACUUACUGUCCGCGUCCGAAGAGGAAUUUACAGAGCCCUCAUCAUGCUUGGUGGAGGGUUCAAAUCCGAGAGACUGCGUGUCAAUCUCAGGCUUGUCAUAAACCGCCUCAAACUUCUUGAGAAGAAGAAAACUGAAUUGGCCCAGAAGGCUCGCAAGGAAAUUGCAGACUACUUGUCAGCGGGGAAAGAUGAGCGAGCGAGGAUCCGGGUCGAGCACAUCAUCCGGGAGGAUUAUUUGGUGGAGGCGAUGGAGAUCCUGGAGUUAUACUGUGAUUUGCUGCUCACCAGAUUUGGGUUAAUACAGUCCAUGAAGGAACUGGACCCUGGUCUGCAAGAAGCCGUUUCCACACUCAUCUGGGCGUCUCCUCGACUGCAGUCAGAAGUGGCGGAGCUGAAGACUGUUUCAGAUCAGCUGUGUGCCAAAUACAGCAAAGAGUAUGGAAAGCUAUGUAGGACAAACCAGAUUGGAACAGUUAAUGAUAGGCUCAUGCACAAGCUGAGCGUGGAAGCCCCUCCCAAGAUCUUGGUGGAGCGUUACCUCAUUGAGAUCGCCAAAAACUACAACGUUCCCUAUGAACCGGAUGCCAUGGUUCGGCCAGAGGUGUGCCCGGGGGAAGAGGCCGAUCUGAUCGAUGUGAACAGUGACUUCAGAAAGCCAGGAGGAGGAGCUGGAGGAGGAGGAGGAGGAGGAGGAGGGUUUACUGCUCCUGCUGUUGGCAUGCCGAUGCCCAUGCCCACAGCUUUCAACUACCCAACGCCCAAAGGAGCUGAGGCUUUUAAUGGUCCCGUUGGCACCUAUGAUGGCUUUAGCAACUUCCAGGCUCCAGCGAGAGGAGGGCUGCCUCCACAACUGCCCAGCUGCCCCCCCACCUAUGAGUCUAUCGAUGAUUUGUCAAUCAAACCCUUUGAUUCUUCCCAGAUCAUCCCAGGCCCGACCCCCUCUGGUCAGAUCUAUGACAACUCGAACCUUCCCGAACUCCCGUCUGUUCCCAACACACUCCCGGCCUCGUCCUUCGGAGGGAACGCCAGCGCAUCGGAAGACAUCGACUUCGACGACCUGUCACGACGCUUCGAGGAGCUCAAGAAGAAGACCUAAACACUCGAAGCACACCCAUG